AUGGCUGUAAGGCUACAGCAAGAAUACUUCCAAGUUCCCGUUGUCAUGCGUCUUCCUCGAAGGUAUCACACCGGCAUGAUUUCUGCACAUCGGUUCUACGUGUAUCUCCACACAUUCCAAAAUGUGUUCCCCUCCCAUUCAGUUAUGAUAAGUGCAGUCGGUACCUCUCUGCUCUCGAAUCGGCUGAUAGUGCAUAAUGGGAUGACCGCCAUUAAUGUCUUGUACUGGUUAUUUUCCUACACCGCUGCCCUCACUCAAGGAUGUGUCUUCAAAAGUAUCGAGGUAACAUCUCUAGCUGAGUUGAUUCUCGUCGCUGAAGCGACUAAGCCAGCGUUCGCGAGAAUUGCCAGAAGACGGGGUUGGCUCGAGACUACCUAUUCUUGCCGAGCAGUGAUCGAGCUCGGCCUUCAGGAUUUAAGGUCACUUGCGACUUUUGUACUUAGCACCCUGUCAUAUCACCCCAAGCUUGCUCGGUUCGCUCGGCUACUCGCGGCUGCAUUCACAGGGUCCUUGAGGUCCAAGUUAAUUGGCAUUGGCUCGGUUAGAUGGAUCUUGAUUUGGGCGGAUGAUGACAUCGAUUUCUUGAAUGUGGGAUGGAGUCAACAUCUGGUAUAG
Molecule: messenger RNA, 615 nt
Organism: Suillus paluster
Lineage: Eukaryota; Fungi; Basidiomycota; Agaricomycetes; Boletales; Suillaceae
Exons: 5
Coding region: 1-615 (204 amino acids)
Source: RefSeq, a predicted model, not a curated record